GUGAGGGUGAAUGAAUAUCUUAAUAUUCUUUUUGCGAGUGAGGGUGAAUGAAUAUCUUAAUAUUCUUUUUUUUGUUUUUGGUAGAAUAUUCUAUUUGCAUAUCAACAAACAACCCCUUCAAACUCUCUCAUCACUCUUACUCUAUUGCUCAUCACUCUCUCCCUCUUAAACAGGUAUGUAAUCUUGCUAUUGCUAUACAAUCCUUCCCUAUUUUAGGUUGAUUCUAGUCUUUAGUUAUUUUGAAUCUUCUGCAUUUUCUUAUGCAGAAACAAAAUCAUGUACCUUGUGUUUGUUUAUUUGUUCCAAAUCUUGUUUAUUAAACCCUUGUCAUUUUGAUUAUGAUUGUUUGUCUGAUAUACUAUUACUAGUUCCAUUUUAUUCAACCCUCUGUCAAAGUUUUCUUAUCUAUUAUUUAUAUUAUGAUGAUUAUUUUACUAACUGUUACACAUUAUGUGAUGGUAUGUGAUGGGUAUGUGUAAAAAUCCUCUACUUUAAAGAUGGAACACAAGGUUUAUUUCGAAAUGGGUGACUCAAUUACUGAUAAGGUGUUUGAAGCAACGUGGAACUCGCUAGAAGCAGCUGUGAAGAUUGUUCCGAUCCAGAGUGAAAAGGCAAAUAUUGAAAUUAAAGCAUAUCAACAUUUGAACGACGUGCCAAGAGUCGUUCGAUGUUUUGACCAUCUCAAGGAUGAAAAUCACCAUUACAUCUUCUUGCAACGAGCCAAAUGUAAUUUGCGGGAAUUGAUAAACGCUUGUAAAAAAAAAGGUGUAUUUGAUCAUCAGAAUGAAAACUGUAGAGAUUUUUUGAAAAAAGCUUCAAAGGAUUAUCGUCUGUGGCACACACCUGAUCGUCAUGAAAAAAUAAGAGUAAAAGGGGCCCCGGAUCAACAAUCGGCAAGUCCUGAUUUGCUUACACUAAUACGGGAUAUAAUCGAUGGCGUGACAGACCUUCAAAAGAAGAAGAUAAGACAUGAGAAUCUCACUCCGGAUAAUAUUUUAAUAUUUGAGGAGAUUAAUGAGCCGCCCUAUAAAAACCGUCUUCGUGCAAAAAUCUCUAAUCUAGGUUCUUCAUCUCCGUCAUCCGAUAACCUUGUGCUUGAUACCAGCACCGCGGGCUGGAGGACGCCCGAAGAAAUCAAACAGAAACUUACAGAUGAAAAAUCCGAUUUAUUUGGAUUAGGAUUAGUAAUCUGUUUUUGCUUGACAGCAUCGCAUGCUUUUGGAAAUGAUGAAAAUGUUCGACAUAAUAUUAUGGAUACUUCAGUUACAAGCCGUCUUUCACCUGUGGAUAAAGAUUUUAUCACUGGAUUAUUAAAAGCUUUACCAGAUGACAGGUCAGUUGCUUCCUCAUUAUUAUUGCAUCCCACAUUUUGGGAUGAUACAACUAAAGCCUGGUUUAUAUGGGAGAUUAAUGAUCUGUUGCAUCGUUUAGAUUGGGCUGAGUUCAAUCAAUUUAAUUUGAAGAAACAGUUGAUUUUUAACGGUUACCAAAAAUGGGAUUGUUUUAUUGACCACGAAGUUCUGAUGUGCUAUACUAAGGAUUUCAAAAAUGACUAUAAUGAAUACUCGUUGCAAUCUUUAGUAAAGAUGUUUAGGAACAUAUGUGCGCAUCUCAAUGAAUAUGAGGCUCUUGGUUUGUGUGUGUCAACAAGAGGAAAGAUUUUUGUUGGAAAAUCGAAGGCAUCAGUGUAUCGUUCCCUGAUCGAGUACAGGUUUCCUCGUCUUCUGAUUGAAGCAUAUAAUCAUGUUAAACUACAUCGGCAAACAGAUGAACCAUUCGAAUGGUUAUUUCCAAAAUGACAUGGUAGUUUUCGGUUGAGUUUAGGAAGCGUAGGUGAUAGGUGGAGAAUAUUCUUAAAAAUUAAUUCAUAGGAGCAGAGAGAAAAUAGUGGAAGAGGAAAGAAUCAGGAAAAUUAAUUUGAUCUCUUGUGCUGACAAGUUGGUUGUAGGGUUUUUCUUUCUAGUUUGCCAAAUGUAAUUGUGUAUUUGUUAACUUAGCUGGCUAGGAAUGUAUGUUCCAAAUCAUGGGUGGGCUGCGCCCUUGGCCCAGUGGCAAAGGUUGUUUGUAUUGAAUUCUGUUUCUAAUGAAAUUUCCAGCUGAAGCUUAUUUGUAUCCAAA
This is a messenger RNA of Trifolium pratense (red clover), 2118 nucleotides long. RefSeq names its product inactive serine/threonine-protein kinase/endoribonuclease IRE1-like. Gene Ontology annotation, biological process: intrinsic apoptotic signaling pathway in response to endoplasmic reticulum stress; mRNA processing; protein phosphorylation. Lineage: Eukaryota; Viridiplantae; Streptophyta; Magnoliopsida; Fabales; Fabaceae. The record is from RefSeq and is a predicted model, not a curated record. Bases 498 to 1799 code for a protein of 433 amino acids. Gene Ontology annotation, cellular component: IRE1-TRAF2-ASK1 complex. The transcript is spliced from 4 exons. Gene Ontology annotation, molecular function: RNA endonuclease activity; protein serine/threonine kinase activity; ATP binding.